This is a messenger RNA of Chiloscyllium plagiosum (whitespotted bambooshark), 6091 nucleotides long. The record is from RefSeq and is a predicted model, not a curated record. Lineage: Eukaryota; Metazoa; Chordata; Chondrichthyes; Orectolobiformes; Hemiscylliidae.
UGCUGGAGAUCAGAGCUGAAGGAAAGCCUUCGGCGGUUCCCAACAUGGAGAGGAAACGACGGAGAAUCGAUGUCUGUCACAAUGGCUUUGGGCAGCCACUGAGUAAAAUGGCUCGGGAAUCUCCGAGAGGGAACCCAGCUCCGCUCCGAGGUGGACACCCCAGGGAUGGUGCGCUAGAUUACCGCUCGUUCUUCAGUGACCUGGCGGACAGCGAGCGGCAGAUGACUGUGGUCUCCUUCCUCCUGAGACACGGGGAGACAUUGGCGGAGGUGCUGGACGGGAUGGAGCUGGGAGACCAGGAGGUCCGGUUGGUGGUGAGGACCCUGACGAUGGCUGCGGAGAUGGCCAGCAGCCAGGAGGAAACCCGCUCCGUCCUGCAUCCUGCUGUCCGCUCUGCGUUCCUGCUGAAGAGCUUGCUCCAGUCCAUCGCUUGGCUGGAUGGCUGUGGUGGGGAGGAGGUGGACCACCUGCUAGGCUUCCUCCGGCACCUCAGCCUGGCCUUUCCCGAGAGUAUCAGGAGUCGGAUCUCGGUGCCGGCCGACCUGCUCCGUUCCCGGCUCCGGCGCCUCCAGGGCCCGGGCUCCGAGCUCUCCUGGCCCAGGAAGAAGCAGCUGCAGGACCUGGAGCAUUUGGUCAAUGAGGCCUUCCCAGGAGGGGGCGCCGAGGGGCAAGGCCUCUUCAGCCAGCAGGAACAGCCCGGAGAUUUCCGUCAGCUGUCCGUCUUCCCCAGCUCCCAAGAUGUGGCGGGUGCCGGGGUGCCCACUCCGCUAUCUCCCAACAAAGUGGAGGGGCCCUACCUGAGCGCCCAGGCCUACCUGGACACUCAGUUCCGCCUCCUGCAGGAAGACUUUGUCAAGCCGCUGAGGGAAGACCUGGCGGCCUAUCUGGCCCCGAGAAGCCGGUUCCUGCAGCCCUCCCCCGGCCUCCGGGUCUACAGCAACGUCCAGGUCCUGCACCCGGUCUGCCUGUGGGAAGGGGUCAUGUACAAGGCCCGCUUCGAGCAGCCCCGUCGUGCGGGCCGGCCAGCUCCCAAGCGGCUGCAGAAGGGCUCCCUGGUUUGCCUGCUGGCCCCUGAUUGCCGGGAGAUCUUCUUCGCUUCGGUCGCCAAGUCCGACGCCAAGUGCCUGGGCCAGGGGCUGCUCUACCUCAGGUUCUCCAUCAACCACGCCGAGUUGGCCAAAGUGGUCUACGGGCACCGCUUCACCAUGGUGGAGUCGCGGGCGUUCUUCGAAGCUUACCGCCACGUGCUGCUCACGCUGCAGGCCAUCGAUGGCAACCAGCUGCCUUUCCAGAGGUACAUCGUCAAGUGUAAACCCUCGGUCCGACCACCCGCCUACCUCCGGCAACGCGGCCUCGCCCUCGAUCUGCUGCCCCUGCUCAGAAACCUCAGGGCUGGGCUCGACGCUGAGAUGGAGAGUGAAGUGGAAGGGGAGACCUCUCCAUUGAUAGAGCCAGUAUUGGAACAAGGCCAUACCGCAGAGGGAUAUCCCAGUCUGAGAGUGGAACAGGAGCUGGAGACCGAGGAUUCAAUUGAUCUGUCUGAGGAGACUGGUAGCCCAGAGGAUCCCGCAAUGGAGGACGCAGAACAGGAGCUGAGCCCACUGGAGGAGAGUGACAGAAAGAUGGAGGAGGUGGAGGACCACCAUCCAAUGGCAGAGGGAAGCUCUGGUCCUGCUGAACAAUUUAUCAGCAUCAGAUGCCAGGAGCUCCAGUCAGUGGAGGAGAGGCCUGGCCCAGUGCUGGGGAAAGUCACCUUCACAGAAAGGAGCAGCAGCUCAGCACUGGACCAACACAGCGGCACCCCAACCGGGCGAGGUGGGAGCCCGACCAGGCCUGGCAAUACCCCAACCGGGCGAGGUGACAACUUCACAAAGAAGCACACCUACAAAGUCGAUCCAUUCCAGCAAGAUUUCCGGUCUCUGCGAUGGCUGAAGCAUUUUGACAGGUCUCAGCUGAAGGCUCUUCAGAAGGCCCUGAAGCGGGAGUUUGCACUAAUCCAGGGUCCUCCUGGGACAGGGAAGACCUUCCUGGGGUUAAAGCUGGUGGAGUUGCUGCUGCAUAAUCGGAAGCUCUGGCAGAAGACAGUGGGGAGCCCAAGCCCCAUUCUGAUUGUCUGCAGCACCAAGCACAUAUUGGAGCAGUUCGUGGAAGGGAUGCUGGAGUUUAAAUCCACAGGGAUUGUGCGCAUCGGAGGACUCUGCAAAAACAAGAAGCUUCAAAUGUUUUCCCUGGAAGCCAUUCGCAAGACCACACUACAAAAGAUCCUGACUCCAACACAAAGGCGCAGAUUCAAAGAGCUCAAAGAGAAAAUUGAAUCCAUCAAGGAAGAUAUCUUCUGGGAUCAUUUUUGCAACUUCAUUGUUGUUCAUCUCUCUCAGGCCCCACUGGAGGAGUUGUUCAUCUUGAAGUGGUUGAAUAUUCCCCCUUGCCUCUGGUCAAAGAAUGGGACUGAAAGGAGGAUAUAUCACAGGGAGCGAGAGACAGAACCCAUCAGAUAUUUCUGCCCCUGUCCGAAAGCGACAUCACCUUCAACUGAGUUUAACUCCAGAAAUAGAUUAUUUGAGGAGGAUGAUGAGGAGAUGGACUGGGAUCUGGAUGGGAGUGACCCCCCUGACCCACCGUGUAGCGCUGACCAGUGGGCAGGAGAGAAGUUUGCAUACACUCCCGAUGUUGACAUAAGUGAUCCAGAUGCAAGAGCAAUUCAGAAAAAUUUGGGAUAUCAAAGCAUCAUGGAGGAGGAGGAAGUUUGGAACAUCAAGGAUGUCUGGGAGCUAGACCUUAAUGAUCGGUGGCGUUUAUACAGGAAAUGGAGAAUGGCCUACCAGGAGAAGCUCCAAGCCUCCAUCAAUAAACACGUCAACUUGUACGAAGAGAAGACACAGGAACUGUCUGAGCUGAUGGUGGAGGAGGAUGCAAUGCUGCUGAAAACUGCUGACGUGAUUUCCAUGACAACCACAGGAGCUGCCAAGUACCGGGCCCUGCUGCAGAAGGUUGAACCCCGGAUUGUCCUGGUUGAAGGCGCGGCUGAGGUGUUGGAGGCUCAUGUGGUGACCGCGCUGACUCCAUCUUGUCAACACCUCAUCAUGAUCGGUGAUUACAAGCAGCUUAGGCCGAAGUUAACAGAUCACACUGUGGCCUCUCAGUACCAUCUGGACGUGUCACUGUUUGAGCGAAUGAUCAAAAACAAGAUUCCGUACGUGAGGCUGAGUCAGCAGCAUCGAAUGAGACCCGAAAUCUCCCAGUUACUGGUCCCAACUUUCUACCCCAAACUCGAAGACCACAGCUCGGUGUCAGUCUAUGAAGAUAUCAAGGGCCUGAUGACAAAUAUCUUCUUCAUUGAGCACCAGGUGGACGAGGACAAGAGCACCCAGGCCGGAGGCUACAGCAAUGAACAUGAGGCGCAGUUCCUGGUGGGGCUAUGCCAUUACCUGCUGCAGCAGGGGUACAGGGAGGAGCAGCUGACGAUCCUGACCCCUUACACAGCCCAGAUGUGGAGGAUCCGCAAUCUGGUCCGGGAGCAUGACAUGGCCUCCGUCUCUGUCAAGGCCAUCGAUGACUUCCAGGGUGGAGAGAGCGACAUUGUCCUUCUGUCGCUGGUGCGUAGUAACUGGGAGGAGGGUCCUGAUCUCCCGGGGAACAAGAACCACCUGUGCGUGGCCCUCUCCAGAGCCAGGAUGGGCUUCUACUGCACGGGCCACUUCCAGAGGCUGCAGCAGGGCCCUGACAGAAAGCUCUGGGAAUCGCUCCUGCGGCCGCUGAAGGACAAGGGCCUGACGGGGAAAGGUCUGCCUGCUCCCUGCCCCAACCACCCAGAGCGACGCGUCAUCGUGGAGACCCCAGAGGGUUUCUGGCGCUUCCCUGGCUGGACGUGCAGCGGUCCCUGCGGUGCCCGUCUGGACUGUGGCCAUUACUGCCGCCGGCGCUGCCACUCUCACCGGCCGGGCCAGCGAGGGAGCCGCUGUAAGGAGCUCUGCGGCCGAGUGCUCUGCCAGAGCGGGCACCGCUGCCCCAAGCGCUGCUGGGAGCAGUGCGGGCCCUGCCAGGAGAUGGUGGAGAAGGUGGUGCCAGGGUGUGGGCACACCCAGCAGGUAGAGUGCGGGGUCCCUACAGCGCCCUGCCAGCAGCCCUGCGCCAGGCUCUUAGAGUGCAGGCACCAAUGCCAGCAGCGCUGCAGCGAGGACUGCAGCAAGCAGCUGUGCCCGGCAAAGUGCACGGAGACCCUGCAGUGUGGGCACCCCUGCGCGGGCACCUGCGCCGAAUGCCUGCAGGGCAGGCUGCACCGAGGCUGCAGGAGGAAGUGUGGCCGGCUGCUCCUCUGCGGGCACCUGUGCAAGGCCCCCUGCGCCGAGAGCUGCCCGCCCUGCCCCCUGCCGUGCGAUAACCGGUGCUGGCACAGUGUGUGCCCGGGGAGGUGCGGAGAGAUCUGCGAGCCCUGCCAGCAGCCUUGCCCCUGGAGGUGCCCUCACCACCGGUGCAGCCGGCGCUGCUCCGAGGAGUGUGACCGCCCCCGGUGCAGCCUGCCUUGCGAGCGCCCGCUCCCCUGCGGGCACCCCUGCGUGGGUCUGUGCGGGGAGCCCUGCCCCUCCCUGUGCCGUACCUGCCACUGGGAGCAGCUGGGGGGCGAGCCCGGUGCCCGCUUCGUGCUGCUGGAGGACUGCGGCCACAUCCUGGAGGUGGGCGCCCUGGACUGUCUGAUGGACGAGGGCCCGAGGCCCCUGCGUCUCGAGGCCUGCCCCAAGUGCGGGACCCCCAUCCGCUGGAACGGACGCUACGCCGACGCCAUCAAGAGGAGGUGGCGCGGCAUCAACCGGGUGAAGAGCAUCGUCCUGGGCGCUGCGGAGGAGGUGGAGGAGAUGAAGAAGCAGCUGAGGGAUGGUAUCAUCGCGGCCUCCGUUCACCAGCAGUACAAGGAGCAGAGGUACAGCAUUCGCAAGAAGGUGGAGGCUUCACAGUCACUGCCAGGGCUGCAGGCCCUGGGCAGAGCUCUCUGCAUCUUCCAGUUCCUGGACACUGUCCGGAAGCAGGUGAGAGCGUGCCCCCCGCACGAGCAGCUCCACUUGGACAUCAUGCUGACCAGAGUGGACUGCUGGCUCGAUACCAAGGUGGCACCUUUCACCUGGCAGCAGCUGAACGAAUGUAGGAACGAGAUCGCCAGGAUCUCCUGCCUGGCCGAGCUGAAGAGGCUGCAUCAUCACUGGGAGGCUGAGGGAGGCGCCGAGGGGAGGGCACGGGCACUGGCGGAGACCGUUGCCCCCCUCCUCGGGGACCUGACCGGGAAACUGACGGAGGCGACAGAGCAGCGCGUGAGAGGGGCCGCGGAGGAGCUGACGCAGAGCUUCCCCUGUCCGGGGGAGCUGUGGUUCUCUGGGCCUGAGAGGCUCACGGCAAUAGAGGACGUGGUGAAGCAAGACUGGUAUCAGUGCCCAAAAGGCCACCUGUACGCCGUGGAAGAGUGUGGGCAGUCAGGGGACCGCGAGGAGUGUCUGGAGUGUGUGCUGGUGAUGAGCGGAGAGUGAACCCCUCGAAGACAGCAAUGACCCACCCCCCCCCACCCCCAAUUGCUGAAGGGGCUGGCGAUGCCAGUGCUUACCCUCCGUGGGGUCCGAGUCGGGGCAGUAGUCCAGGCUGACAUACCCCAGUGCAGUACCGAGGGAAUGCUGCCCUGUUGGAGGUGCCACCUUUUUGUAGGAGACAUAAUUCCAUCAGCACUUUCAGCUGAAUGCUAAAGAUUCCACAUCUACCACUUUGGCGAAGAUCUGUAAUGUUCUUAAAUACCAUCUCAACAACUAUUCAUCUCUUCGCUAACCUGGCUGCAUCAUCUCAUUUAUUUUGAGUUAUUUUUGAGUUGUGGGCAUCGUUAGCACCCAUCCCUAGUUACCCACCAGAAGGGUGGGUCACCUUUCUCCAGUUGCUGUCGUUCAUGUGGUUAAUGUAGAGACACAGUGCUCAUUUUCCCAACUCCCUGUCCAACAGCAGUGUGAAAGAAGCCGGCUGUUCGCACGAGGAAUAUUGGAAGUUACAGCUCGGUAGAGAAUACAGGACAGAUUCUACCUUCAACUGGCCUUUAAUAAACAGAACUGGAUCUCCACAA